Messenger RNA from Pyrus x bretschneideri (Chinese white pear), 1202 nucleotides. RefSeq names its product probable LRR receptor-like serine/threonine-protein kinase At1g29720. The coding region runs from base 305 to 1009 and encodes 234 amino acids. The transcript is spliced from 5 exons. Gene Ontology annotation, molecular function: ATP binding; protein tyrosine kinase activity. NCBI's taxonomy places the organism in Eukaryota, Viridiplantae, Streptophyta, Magnoliopsida, Rosales, Rosaceae. Gene Ontology annotation, biological process: protein phosphorylation. The record is from RefSeq and is a predicted model, not a curated record.
AAAUCAAAAUAGGUCGUGAAGAAAUAGAUGGCAAUCUUCAAGACAAAUUUGUCACCGUCAAAGAAUUAAUAAAUGCUACUGAAAAUUUCAGUGAAAGAAAAAAAAUCAGCGGUUCUAGGACAGUUUUUAAGAACUGCCAGGUCACACAGUGGCGGUGAAGAGACUAGAUUCCCAUCAUUUUAAGGAAAAAAUCGAUGAAUUGAAAAAGGAAAUUCACAUCAUCGAGUCAUUGCAACACAACAAUAUCCUUCAACUGUUGGAUGUUCAUAUUGAAAAAGACCUCCAAUUUCUUGUUUACGAAUAUAUGGAAAAGCAAUCCCUUGCCGACAUCUUAUUUGUCCCCAACGGAGUGAAGCUUGAUUGGGAAACAAGGUUUAACAUUUGCUUGGGAAUAGCACAGGGUUUGAAAUAUCUACAUGACCUUGACAGAGUAAAGAUUGUUCAUACGAAUAUAAAAUCCACUAAUAUUCUUCUUAAUAAGAAUUUUGAGGCUAAGAUAUCAGACUUCGGAUUUGCAAAGCUUUAUACCGAAGAAGAAAAAGUUAGGGUCAUCGCAAGAGAAACAAAGAAAGGCUACACGGCGCCAGAGUAUUUGCAAAGGGAAGAUUUACCAGACACAGUAGAUGUUUUCAGCUUUGGGGUGGUCGUACUUGAAAUUGUCAGUGGGGAGAGAAACGUAGCUAGCUCAUCAAAGAAGGAACUUGAAUUUCUUGUAAAUAGGGCUUAUAAAGCAAAUAAAGUCGGAGAUUUGGAGAGCUUGGUUGAUAAGAGUUUGCGAAAGUAUGAUCAAAGAAAAGCCGCCAUCAUCUUGAAAUUAGCACUGGAGUGCACCGCCCUAGGUACUAGUGUCAGACCUACAAUGUCUCAAGUUGUGGGUGUUCUUGUUGGCGAAAUAAGCAUUGACGAGGUUUGUCCACUUGCCAAGCCCACUGGCGACGUCAAUGUUGCUAGUUCCACCACUUCGGGGAAGUCGACUUCAGUAGCAGCAACUUCGUCUUAUUCAACCUAAGGCGUACAUGAUCAUCGGAAAAGUAUUUCUAGAUUAAUCAAAAGUUUUAUGUGAAUAGCAUUAGACGUUCUUGAAUUGCUACUGUUACUGGUGUGCUUUAAUCUUUUUCGCGGUUUCUGUACUUCGCAUCCUUUUGAACUUUGUGAACCCUUUCUUCCAGCAGAAUGUCAUAUCAAAACUUGGAAAUUUGUUA